UCCCCACGUUGCUCUUUUCGCAGCCAUGGCAGCUCUUCCUCAAUUUACCCGGCAGCUGGGCUGCUUCAGAUCGCUCGUGAAGCCCCAGCCAUUGAUGCAAUCUCAGAUCAGUUGUCGGUCGAUUUCCACGGUAUACUCGCAACGGCCGGAGCCAACACUUCUUCCGUCAAAACUCCCUCAGCAGUUUUUGUCUCAGAUUCCUGAACGAUUGCAGCCUCAUGUGCGCAAGAAGCUGAAAAUCUACCCGGCACCACCCUCACCAACCGCUACAUGCAAGGAUCCCAUUACAGCGGUCCGAGAGUCCCAGCUCGCGGAAAUCGACCCUACAGGAGAACGCAGAGCACUGUUUGACUACCGACGAAACCCCCGAAGUGUCAAAGUUGGCGAUAUUCUACGCGUGACCUUCAAGAAUGGAGACCCCUUCUCUGGCGUCUGCUUGAGUAUUCGUCUUCGUGGCAUUGACACAUCCUUCUUGUUGCGUAAUCAGCUUACGAGGGUCGGAGUGGAGAUGUCUGUUAAGGUUUUCAGCCCGAAUGUGGAGAGUGUCGAGAUCGUCCAGAGGACGGAGAAGAGGAAGAGAAGAGCACGGUUGUACUACAUGAGGAAACCCAGGCAUGAUAUGGGCAGUGUCGAGAACAUUGUCUCGAACUACCUCCGACAAAAGUCGGCUCUUACUGGACAGAGAUCAUCCCGCGGACAGAAGAGGUGAUUUUCAGAUACAAAGAUUUGUAGUUCUUCUGGUUUGCAAGUGUAUUAUUACUAGCACGUGUACAUUGAAUAUUAUGGCGCCUUUAUCUCCGUGUUUAUAUCUCUGGAUAGACUUAAUGUGAGAAAACGCUGUCCUACCUGGAAGGGACAGUCUUUUUUAUCUC
Messenger RNA from Aspergillus ochraceoroseus IBT 24754, 872 nucleotides. RefSeq names its product mitochondrial 54S ribosomal protein bL19m. The transcript has 3 exons. Gene Ontology annotation, cellular component: mitochondrial large ribosomal subunit; ribosome. The coding region runs from base 26 to 709 and encodes 227 amino acids. NCBI's taxonomy places the organism in Eukaryota, Fungi, Ascomycota, Eurotiomycetes, Eurotiales, Aspergillaceae. Gene Ontology annotation, biological process: translation. Gene Ontology annotation, molecular function: structural constituent of ribosome. The record is from RefSeq and is a predicted model, not a curated record.